This is a messenger RNA of Mya arenaria, 1002 nucleotides long. RefSeq lists its product as uncharacterized. The transcript has 4 exons. The record is from RefSeq and is a predicted model, not a curated record. The coding region runs from base 1 to 1002 and encodes 333 amino acids. NCBI's taxonomy places the organism in Eukaryota, Metazoa, Mollusca, Bivalvia, Myida, Myidae.
AUGCCCAUGAUGAUGCCCGGCGGCGGUAUGGGAGCAAUGGGCGGUGGAAAGAUGGGCGGUAAUAUGGGAGGCGGUGCCAUGGGAGGCGGUAUGCCCAUGGGCAGUGCUAUGGGAGGCGGUGCCAUGGGAGGUGGCAUGCCCAUGAUGAUGCCCGGCGGCGGUAUGGGAGCAAUGGACGGUGGAAAAAUGGGCGGUAAUAUGGGUGGCGGCAUGGGCGGUGGUAUGGGAGGCGGCAUGCCAAUGGGCGCUAUGCCCAUGAUGAUGAUGAUGCCCAUGGGCGGCACUGGGAGUAUGGGCGGAGGCAUGGGCGGAGGGAUGGGCGGUGGCAUGGGCGGCGGCAUGGGUGGCAGUAAAGGUGGAAUGGGAGGCGGCAUGGCCAUGAUGGACCAGAUGAUGAUGCAAAUGAUGAUGGGUGGUGCCAAUGGAGGCGGUGCUAUGGGAGGCGGUGCCAUGGGAGGCGGUAAAAUGGGCGGCGGAAUGGGAGGCGGUAUGCCCAUGGGCGGUGCUAUGGGAGGCGGUGAAAUGGGUGGCGGUAUGCCAAUGAUGAUGCCUGGCGGCGGUAUGGGGGCAAUGGGAGGCGGUAAAAUGGGCGGCGGCAUGGGCGGUGGUAUGGGAGGCGGUAUGGGAGGCGGUAUGCCAAUGAUGAUGAUGAUGCCCAUGGGCGGCGCUGGAGGAAUGGGCGGUGGAAACGGAGCUAUGGGAGGUGGUAUGUCAAAGAUGGGCGGAGGAAUGGGUGGCGGCAAAAUGGGAGGCGGCAUGCCCAUGAUGAUGAUGCCCGGUGGUGGCAUGGGCAGCGGUAUGCCAAUGAUGGGCGGAGGAAUUGGUGGCGGCAAAAUGGGAGGCGGCAUGCCCAUGAUGAUGAUGCCCGGUGGUGGCAUGGGCGGCGGUAUGGGAGGAGGUGAGGGCGGUAUGGGCGCUGGUGGAGCUGGCGGUAUGGGCGGCGGCAAGGGCGGUAUGGGAGGCGGAGCAGGGGUCAAGGGUGGAGCUAAUAAAGGUGAUUAA